Molecule: messenger RNA, 570 nt
Organism: Adineta steineri
Lineage: Eukaryota; Metazoa; Rotifera; Eurotatoria; Adinetida; Adinetidae
Source: the annotation of a GenBank genome assembly
AUGAAUAUUUCGGAUUCGCUUGUCUAUCGUGUUGCUACAGAAAUGGAUAGUGAUUCGUUAGCGACAUUAAUAAAUAAUGCUUAUCGUAGUCCAAUAGCAGAUCAAGGAUGGACUAAUGAAAAUACAUUGGUUCUUGUACCACGAGCAAAUGCAAAGAGCUUGUCAAAUAUGAUUCAAAUUGGUAAAUCUAUUAUGUUGAUGUUCUUCGGUGAAGAUGAUCAAAUUUUAAAAGGAUGUAUCUAUCUGUCACCUCAACUAGAAUCUAAAACCGCUACAAUAGGUUUAUUUGCUGUGCGUCCAGAUUUUCAAGCAAGAGGUUAUGGAAAAUUUAUCAUAUCUACUGCUGAAAAGUAUGCUAUCAAUAGUUGGAAUGUUGAAUAUAUUAAAUUAUCUGCUAUUGUUCAAAGACCUGAAUUAAUAAACUAUUAUACUCGUCGUGGUUAUAUAGAUACUGGCGAACAUGAACCAUUUUUUGGUCCACAUUUGACACCUAAAUGUGUUACGAGAGAUGAUUUAGAAAUUUGCACAAUGAUUAAAUGUGUAAAAAACGAGAAAGGAAAUAUAAGUUAA